ACUACUGAUCUCCACCAUCUCAUCCCUAAAACCCUACGCGCCAUAAUCCUCAGAGGCAACUCACUCCUCACUUUUUCUCGGAGCUCAGUGACUCGCCGAAACUCUUCGGCCGGCACCGGAAACAGCCCCCAACGAAAGCGAUUCAUCAAAAGUAAAGGUUAAGUUCAUCUUCUUCAACCCGUGGUAAAAACGACGUGUAAAGUCUGCAUAUGAAUCACGAAAUCGUUACAGUCCUUAAGAUUUUGUUCUUGCUUUAGAUUAAGGUUGAAGAAGUAGAAAGCAAUUUCGGCACUGGAUAUGAAGACCGACGAUAUGGCUAUUGAUGCAGAACGCAAGGAUAUAGAAGUUGAUUUGUCGAAAUUAGGAGCUGUCCAUACAAUGUUUGCAGCUUUAUUCUGCAAAUUGGUUGCUCCUAUAAAGACUAUAAUUUCCCGCAAUGUACUCGAAGAAACUCAGGAUGGUAAUGCUGCCGUUAGACCUCUCCCACUUGGAACAUCAGUUAGUGGAAAGGUGAAGAAACAAUGUGCCCACUAUUUUGGUGUAACCAUAAAUGAGCAACAAGCCAAGUUGGGGAUUGUGGUGCGAGUUACUUCGUUUGGAAGAAAUAGAUUUAAGUUGCUUUAUCUUGAGCAAGAUGCCAAUAAUGCUGCUUAUCACUUGGUCUCACAGGAAGAUAGUAAGAUGAUAUGCAAUGUACCAUCUGCAGGGAUGUAUUUUUUGCAUUUUCAAGUAUAUAGAAUGGAUUCAACUUUGAACGCGGCUCCAGCUGCAUUUUUUAAAAGUUUGGAAGGUGUUCACCCUUGUGAGGUCUCACAACUAAAAGCUGGUACUCAUAUAUUCGCUGUUUAUGGAGAUAAUUUUUACAAGAAAACUCCCUAUAAAAUCGAGGCACUUUGUGCGGAGUCAUCCAAUGAUAAAGCACAUAGACUUAGAGAAGUAGAGGCUCAGAUUUUAAAAAAGAGAGAUGAACUUCACGAAUUUGAGACACAGUUCAGGGAGGCUUUGGCAGACUUUCAAGAAGUGACAAACAGAUACCCCCUCGAAAAACAAUCUGUAGAUGAGCUGCUGAAACAACGAGACAAUAUCUAUUCUUCUUACACUGUGAGGAACAAUUAGAAAAGUCCUGGUGAAGAUUCAAAGGUUGAGAAGCCAAGAUCAUGAAGAUAAGUCAUCGUAAAAGGCUUCAAUCAGAAAGGGCAAAAAAAAAGGUUGAAAAACUGGGUAAACCAUGCUGAAGUAUAAAUUGGCUAGUGCUUCACUAGAUACCUAAUUUUGUCUGUUGUCCCAUUCAAUGUUACCAGGUUGGGAAAGUAGGAGGACUGUAGUCUUUUCUUUUCUUUUUCUUUUUUUUUUUUUUCAGGAGAAGGAAAAAAAUAUUAGGUCCACAAAAUUUUUGUAUAGUUCGGUCACAUAUACAUCUAAAUAAAUUGUUUUUGAAAUUAA
Messenger RNA from Rosa chinensis, 1443 nucleotides. Its product is annotated as chaperone protein dnaJ 15. NCBI's taxonomy places the organism in Eukaryota, Viridiplantae, Streptophyta, Magnoliopsida, Rosales, Rosaceae. The coding region runs from base 298 to 1116 and encodes 272 amino acids. The transcript is spliced from 10 exons. The record is from RefSeq and is a predicted model, not a curated record.